GUUGACGUAAAAUGCAAGCACUGGUGCAUGAUAAUGUUCAGGCAGCUCAAGAUCGCGACAGCCGCUUAUGGCCUUUCGGAUAGUUACUGGUUACCACAAUCGCUCAUGGCACGCACACUUUGAGAGAACAAUGACCUAUUAGCGCUUCAUAUUUACUGGCAAUAAACUAUGGAGUCUGACGUUUCGGGCCUUGGUUCACGAGUGGUCCUUAAGACGGUCAGCCGAAUGCCAAGGACAUUCGUCAACCAUCUUUACGCUGUAGACUGGGCUAUUGGAGGAUGGGUCAGCUUGGGGACAAUAUCAUAUGCAGCAUGUGCGGCGUACCUUUACAAGCAGCCAGGAACUGCGGAGCCAAGCGAGGCGCCUCCUGAACAGGUUACUGCUGUCUACGCCAUGUGCACGGCCGCCUUCGGAGCCGUGUUGCUAUUGAACCUGAUGAAUCUGGGGGUACGACAGCACCUCCUGCCCUUCAAGUGUAACCUGCUCCUCCUCUUCAUCAACAGCAUCGCCUUUGUCACCGACCUGCUGCUCUGGCUGGGUGCCACUCGUCUGGCCUCCUCCUCCGCGGGUGGGGGGCGGGUGUUCGCGCCGCUGCGCUACCUUCAGUGGUGUCACUCCACCCCCACCAUGAUAUACAUGCUGGGACUGCUGGCGGAGUGCAGCGGGAGGCAGCUGGUGGUGCCACUGCUGAGCGACCUGCUCAUGGUGCUCACCGGCCUGGCUGCAUGCUACACGCGGGGGCCGCUCAAGGCAGCAGCCACACUCGCCUCCUUCGGCACCUUCGCGGUCGUACUGCACUACGUGUACGGCAUGUUCCAAAAAACCAUCUCCAGCGAUGACUUCCCACGCGAGCAGCGCACCACCCUCCGCACCGUUCUCGCCCUGCUGCUCGCCCUCUGGAGCGCCUUCCCCCUCGUCUGGCUGGCCUCAGAAGCCCAGCUGCUCUCCCCGCUGGGGGAAGCCGUGUGCUGGGCGGUGUGCGACUACCUGGCCAAAGCCGUGUUCAGCAGCCAGCUCUGGCAGAGCAACUUGGCGGGGGUGCAGCUGCGGAGGGAUGCGGCGCUGGAGGCGUGGGAGGCGAGCAACCGGCGGGAGGCGGUGGCGCGGCUGACGGCGCUGGUGGCGCAGCGGGACGAGCUGUUGAGCACUCUGAGCCAUGAGCUGAGGACGCCGCUGGCGGGGAUUGUGGCCCUGACCGGCUCCCUGUCUCAAGAGGUGUCCUCGCUGCUCCCCGCCGCCGGCCGCACCCUAGCCGCCCUGCGAGCCACCGCCACUUGCAUGCUCCACAUCGUCACAGCCACCCUGGACAGCUUCGCGCCCGGCGCCUCCUCCUCCUCCGCAUCCUGCUCGGGGACGGGACCGGGUCUGGGCUUGGGCCGGAAGAGCGGCCGUAGCAGCAGGGAGUACGACAAUUUUGAUGUGAACGACCCCAUGGGUGCUUCCCGUGCGGGCAGCAUUACCCCCUCAACACCCACCGCAGCAGCAGCAGCAGCAGCAGCAGCCCCGUUGCUGGGAGUAGCAGCAGUCAGGAAUGCUGGGAGUGGCGGCGCUGUUGCCGCCGCGGCUGCCUCCCCCACCGCGCCGUUGGGCUGUGUGGAUCUGGGCCCGCUUGUUGAGACGGUGACGAGUGUGCUGCAGCCGCUGGCGCACGACGGGGUGGCGGUGGUGAGCGAGCUGCCGGAGCAGCUGCCGAGGGUGCGGGGGGACGCCACAAGGCUGAGCCAGGUGUUGUACAACCUGGUGGGGAACGCCAUGCGCUUUACCUCCCAGGGUGAGGUGCGGGUGGUGGUGCGGGUGCUGCCGCCGGAGGGGACUGCGGCUGCUACUGCUGCUGUUUCUCCUGCAGCGGGGACGCCCAACGGGGCCACAGGCCACGUGGCAGCCCGAGGGGCACCCAACGGACCCUCCUCGUCCUCUCCACCACCACCAUUGAUGGCAGGAGAUCCGGCUUUGGCAGCGGCAACGACAGCCGCCCCUUCCUCCUCCUCUCCCUCCUCCUCCUCCUCCUCCUGCUGCUGCUGUUGGCCCCCGGGUACUCAGGUGGAGGUGGCGGUGGAGGACACGGGUAUCGGCAUCCCGCAGGACCUCCUGGACGACAUGUUCCUGCCCUACCGCACCGCCCGAAACAGCCCCACCUCUGCUGCCUCCUCCUCCACCUCCGCUGCCUCCUCCUCCGCCGCCGCUGCAGCCUCACGUCACCUGGCGGGUGCAGCAGCCUCCUCCGCCUCCGGCGGCGGUCCCUCCCGGGCUUCCAUGGGAGGUACGGGGCUGGGGCUGUACCUGGUGCGGCUGGCGCUGCGGGCGCAGGGCUCGGAUGUGACGGCGGAGUCGGCGCCUGGAGUGGGCUCGGUGUUUCGGUUCAGGUUGGCCGCCGUUGUGCAGGAUGAGGAUGAGGAGCAGGAGGGGCAGAAGAAGGUGGAGGGGGUGCAGGAGGGACAGAAGCGGGAUGGGGGCGCCGCGGCGGCGGUCAGUAUUGCAGCCACAGCAGAGCCCACCCUGGCCGGAAGCAACAGAUCAAGCAUGCAACAGCAGCAGCAGCAGUCAGUGAGGGCCCCCACGGGUGCUCCAUGCAACGGAGGAGGAGGAGCCGCCCCAACAGCAACACCACCACCAGCAGCACCGUCUUCAGCAACGGAUGUCAGUCCAAGCACCUCUCAAGUAUCGUCGGCACCAGCAGCAACGACCGGGUCAUUAAAAAAUGCUCCCCCAACCUCCCCUCUCACCUCCUCAAGCCCAGCCUCAACUCCAGCCGCCCUCAGCGCCGGCAACUCCACCUGCUCGCGUAGCACAGCUCAGUCCUCGCUCGGCAGUACGGGUACGGCCACCGCCUCCGCCUCCGCCGCUGCUAAACAGGCUGAGAAGAAGGGCGGGGCAGUGGCCGCAACAACCGCCAGUGGGCCCUCGCCUGGUAGUGGAGCUAUUGCAACCCCCCAAGCGGCAGCGGGGCUGCAGGAGCGGCUGCUUGCUGGUCUGGGCUCGGUGCAGCCGGGCAUCUUGAGUGCGCAGAACUACCGACACCGUAACAACGGCACGCUGCAGGUUCUGUCCGUGGACGACGACCCAAUCAAUCAGCUGGUAGCCGGCCAGAUGCUGGCCAGCCAGUCAUGGAAGGUGGUCAAGGCAAUGAACGGACCCGAGGCACUCACCCGACUGCACCUGCCGCACCUGGCUCACCUGCCUCCAUCCAACACACCCUCCGGAGACGUCACCGCCGCCGCCACCGCCACCGCUGCUGCUGCUGCUGCCGUGUCCUCUAAGCCUCCCUCAUCCGCCGCCGCCACAUCAGCAACCCUCCCUGCCGCAUCGGCAUCCUCCACGUCAGGGAUCAAUGUGGCAGCUAUCUCCGCGGCAUGCGUUGAGACCUCCGCCGCAGCGUUGUCAGCGGUGGUAGCCUCGGCCGGGCUGCCGCUGGUGCUGCCGGAGGGCUGCCUGCUGCCUGAUUGCGUGCUACUAGACGUGAUGAUGCCUGGAAUGAGUGGGUUUGAUGUGUGUCGGCGGUUACGACAGUGCUACAGCCCCGCCGUACUGCCGGUUAUAAUCGUAUCCGCCAAGGGUGAUAGCGCGGCGGUGGAGGAGGCGUUUGAUGCGGGUGCGGAUGACUACAUGACCAAGCCCUACAAGCGAAGUGAGAUGGUCGCGAGGAUUAGGGCGCAGAUACGCAUUCGGGAUAGCUUGGCGGCUGCUGCGGCAGCUGCUGCGGCGAGUGCUGCUGCUGCUGCUGCUGCGGCGGCGGCGGCAAUGCCGGUGCAGCGUGUUGAUAACGACGGUACGGCACCACUGGCGGGUGAGUCUGGUGCCGCGGCGCCGUCGCCGUCGGCGCUUGGAAGAUCGACAACAGCACUGUCGUGUUCCGCGAAUGCUGGACCAGCGGCACCGCAGACAACAGACCAGCCUCCUGAGGCUCCCAGCGGCCUUACCACCAGCGGCGGCGUUGGCGGGGCUGAUGGCAACGGCGGCGGUUCAACUCCUGAGCGCCACCCUUGCAGUGUUUGCAACGGCAGCGGCGCCAUCUCGCACCACUGCGACGGCGACGCUGCUGCUGCCGCCGCCGCUUCGUCUUCAGAGCCUCCAGAACGCGGCCUCAAGAACCCCGAGCAGCGGAUGGAUGGCCUGACGUCGGCGACAGCAGCAGCAGCAAAGUCUAAUAGCUUUGGGGCGCCGUCGUCGGGGCCGCAUGCAGCAGCGCGGCCGCGUACAGGUUACGGCACGCAAUCGGCUCGCGAGGAGCCCUGCGGGACACGGGGCGGGACUGGACUGGGUUUGAACAACGCUGCAGAGCCGACGGGUGGGGUGUCGGCGAGCGCUAGCGGCAGUCUCUCUGCACCGCUGACGAGGUUGCGGGUGUCAGCCGUUGACGCCGCUGCUAUCACCGCUACUGCGGUUCCGUGCAGCGGCUGCGGUGGUGGCGGCGGUAGCAACAGUCAGAGAUGUAGCCAUGAAGAUGUCAGCAUGAUGUCUCUCAUGCGGGAGAUCUUGGCAGAGGUACGACGCAGCCGCCUGCUGGAGGCUGACGUGGCAAAGCUGACGUCACGCGUCGGCGCGCUACAGGCCGCAUGCGGCACGCUAGCAGCGGACCGAGACGGCUGGCGGCGGCAGGCUCGGGAUCUGCGGGCUUUGCUGGCGGCGGGGGUCAACGGUGGCGCAGCGGGGCCGGCGGCGGUGGCGGCGGCCGCGGCGUUGCUGACGAGCCCUUCGCCGCCGCCCACUCAUGCUGGCGUCAGGAUGAAUGGUGGAUUAUGUGUGGGAGGCGGAGGCGGUGGAAUGGCGCUUGCUGAUAUGCUUGUGUCUACACAUGCGAGCAUGUCGAGUGCUGACUGCCUAGCGACAGGCGGUGGCGGCGGAGGUGGCGGUGCUGGCGGAGGUGGCGGUGCUGGCGGAGGUGGCGGAAGCAGCAGCGCAGGCGGCGGGAGUUUGGGGAUGCAGCUCGAGGAUCUGCGGCGUGAGACGGCGCACCUACGAAAGCAGCUGAGCUGUGCAAUUGCAACUGCCCAAAGCAAGGGAUGUGACGCCGUGACGGGCAAUACCAGCAACAACAGCAACGGCAGCAACCGCAGCAGCAGCGUCGCGGGUGACAGCGAUGCGCGGGAGCGGCCGCGGGUGCUGGCCGCCGUCAGGCCGGGCUCUCCGCUGGCCGGCGUCGGCGGCAGUGUCGGCGGCGAGGACACACCCUCCUCUGCAACGCAGGACAUGCUUCUAAUGGACGCGAGCUGCUUCUCAGCUGGCAGUUCCCAACCACAAAGACUGCUUAGCGCUAUCGACGGAGGCGGUGGCGGCGCCAGCGGCGCCACGCCGGCGACGGCGGCAUCUACGACCGAUCAGGUGCCGCUAGCAACCCCGCCGUCCCUGUCGGUAUCUGAAGCCCCCAAUGAGGCGUCUCAGUCGUCUCAGCGCUCACAGACCAGAGCGCACCCCGACACCACUACUGACGCUGCUAUCUCAGCUGGUUCCGCGGCGGCUGCGGGUGCCCAGGCACUUACCGCGGCCGCCGCUUCGCCGCCUCGCAUUGUCUUUAACAGCAGCAACAGCGGCAACGAAAACCGCAGCCCCAGCCCCAGCACAACAGCCACCACCAAUGGUACAUCUGCUGCUGCUGUUGCCGUUGCACCGGCCGGGAUGGUCCCGUUCCCAACAGAGGACCGGUCAGGCAGCCCACUGCAAGGACAGGAGCCGUCACUCCGACUCUCCAACUGUGACGUCACCGUCGCUUUCAUCCCACAGAUCGCCUCAGGGCCCCCACAUCCCGCCGCCACCGCGUCCGCCGCCAGCGCCAGGGCUCCAUCCACCUCCUCCGCCUCUCCAACUCCCUCGCCGCCGCCGCCUCCGACGCAUGCGGCGGGGGGGCUGAAGAGCCCGCGCUUCGGAUCUCGCUCCGGAGGCUCCGGGGGGCCGAGUGGCGGCAUCUUAAGGCUGCUGUGUAGCAAGGGUGCUGCGGUGCAAGAACCGGAGUCCUGCGCGGGAGGCAGGGAUACUUAAGGGGAGCUCGGAUGGCGGUGGCGGCGGGGGGCGGAGCGGAGGCGGGGGUUUGCAGCCCUGAUUGGUUGCAGCAGCAGCAGCAGUCUCGGGCGCUGCUGCCCACCGCCGCAGUCUUCUUAGCAAAGCUUGCUGGGUGAAAAGCAGGGCUGUUGGGUGAAGGGAAAGGGUUCAUGAGGGGUUGUGGGUGUGUGCAUGGAGAGUUGAGGUGCGGGUGGUGGAUGUCAGGAAGAGAGCCCUACGUAGACGGCAUGUGAUUAUUGUGGGAAGACUGGUAAUCGUUGUGUGGAGAAUGAGGAGGUAUGGUUGCUGGCAUGCUGAGAGACAGGGCUUGCGGGCGGUACGGUGCAGGUUCGGCACUCUGCAGGCCUCGGGUAGAGACGCGGUGUGUCGAUGUGUAGAGACGCGGCGUGGUUUAGGGACCGAUGCUUCAUUGCUGCGCACUAUUUGAAGCAGCUUGCAAUUCUUGAAUCCGGAUUCAAAUGGCAGGAGUGGCACGAAGUGGAAGGGCUAGAGGAUUCAUGUUUUUGUUUGGAUUUAGUUUCCUUUAAUAGGCGGUGUCUGCACGUCUGCAGGUCUAUUGGGGCCUCUGUGUACAGCAGCCCUUGCUAUGAACCUAAGCUGGGGUGAUUACAAGAUGCCGAACGUGUUUGAUUGUGUUAACUCUUGAGGAGAAAGUGGUAGAGGGAGCGGCAGAGAAAGCGAUAGACGUGCGACUCCUAUGGCGGUUAUGGGCUUGAGGCAUCUUGAGUGUAAGAGGGGAGAGCCGUGGUAGGAGCGUCGGA
Molecule: messenger RNA, 6755 nt
Organism: Astrephomene gubernaculifera
Lineage: Eukaryota; Viridiplantae; Chlorophyta; Chlorophyceae; Chlamydomonadales; Astrephomenaceae
Source: the annotation of a GenBank genome assembly